CAAAUUAACGUAUGAGUGAAAACUAAGUACAGGGAGUUCGGGAGUAGGAAAAGCUCGAUCCAUCCAAUCGCCACUUUACAGAAAAAGCCCGCCUAAAAGAGGAGGACUGAUAUCUUGUCUUCACACUUUUUGCAGAUGCAGAUUCAGCUUCUGUAGCACAUGAAUCAUGGACGGACAAAUAGGUACAAAAGUGUGUAUCUACUUGUAGGUAUUUGCUUCUACAUUUGGUUCUCUGUAUCCUCUCAUUUGCCGUGACAUGCUGCAAAACGCAUGAUUUAUUACUUCCAUUGACAAAGUUAGCGGAAUGCCCGCCAUUUUCAAAUAAUUAAUUAUUUUCGACGUUCUUCAGUAGGUUUUUUGGUCAAUGAGUUUGAGAUUUAUCAAUUUUGAGCUGGAAAAUUCGCCAGAUUGAGUACAAAUAAUGUACCUCUGCAAUUUGAGACCAAAAAUUGGAUAAGCAGUGUAUAAUUUGAGGCGAUAAUUGUUUUUGCUUUUUGAGGCAUUGAUUUAUUUAGAUUUGUAACGGUCGAGGCAUACUGGAGUAGAGCAUUUAUUACCCAGUUCUAAUAGAUGGGCGAAUCUGUAAGCGUUUAUCUUAGCAUUUCGCCUUUAGGCCGAACAUGCAAGGAAAUUAGCUAAAUGAGAUUUGUAUUAAAGUGAUUGAUUCAUUGGCUCACGUACAUUUGUUAAAUUUUAUAAAGAAAUGGCUAGUAAAGGAUUCUGAAUAGACGUAGAGAAUAAUUACUGAGAGUGGAGGAUCAGGCAACUAUGAUUCUAUCUUAUCAGUUGAGAUUUUUGGUGGAGUGAAAGCUGCAGGGUGAGGGAAAAUGGAAGAGCAAAUAAACCAGGGUGAUCUACUAGGACAUGUAGUGAGGCCUCCAUCGUUGAGGGCCAGUAGCAGUUUGAAGGCAACAUUGUCAGGCAGGUUGACUCCUCGGAGCUCUCCGUCCUUCCGGAGGUCUCAGUCCAGCAGGACUCCAAGGAAAGAUGCUAGGAUAUAUUUAAGUCCUUUACAGUGGUUGCGGGGACAGCGUCUGCUGCCAUGGUUGGUGGUGAUUGGGAUAUGGAGCUACUUGGGGUUUCAUGUACAGUCAAAAUGGGCUCACAGUGGAGCCAAUGACGAAAACCAAGGGCUUACUGCCUUUGGAUCAAGAGUUGAAGUUGAUCAGGAUUUGAGAAGCCAUGUUUCGGUUGAUGAAAUAAAAUAUCAGAUAUCAGUUAUUCAAUCCAAUACUUCAGGAAAAGAACAAGGUAAUGACGUGUUUAAGAAGCCUGAGAAUGGGCGUCAGUCUCCAGUGAGGCUGAAAAAAUGGUUUUGGGAGGGAAACCGAGGACAAGAACAGGGAAAACUAGGAAAUGAUCUGCAACAGAAGAGAAGCCAAACUUUAGGAAACAGUUCUAGUUCUUCAAUUUAUGAAGUCCAUGGUUUUAAGGGUGCUGCAGAAUCCCCUCCACAUCGUAUUUCUCGAGAGAAUGUAGUAACAGAGAGAACUCAUAAUACAAAUGAUCCUCAAGUCAAUGAUGCAACAGGUGUUGAAGGAAAUAAUAAAACACCGACGAAUAUCAUAAGUGGAACAGAGCAAAUGGAUGUGAAAGUCAAAAGAAAUACUUCUCUUGGCCUUCUUGUUGGGCCUUUUGAUAAAAUGGAAAACAAAGUUUUGGGAUGGAAUUCUGGGAAACGCUACGGCACAUGUAAUAGAAAAGGCUUAUUUGCAAAUACUGCAAGGGGAAGAUCAUUCAUUCUUGUGCUGCAUGAACUCUCGAUGACAGGUGCGCCCCUUGCCAUGAUGGAACUAGCAGCAGAAAUUUUGAGCUGUGGAGGGAGGGUGUCUGUGGUAGCAUUGAGCAGGAAAGGUGGUCUUAUAGGGGAGCUUAACAGGCGAGGCAUAAAGUUGUUGAAAGACAAAUCAGUCCAAAGUUACAGGGAAGCUAUGAAGUCCGAUCUUGUUAUUGCUGGCUCUGCUGUUUCUGCAUCGUGGAUAGAGCAGUAUCUUCUUCAUUAUAAAAGGAGUUCAGAUCGAUUGAUUUGGUGGAUCAUGGAAAACCGACGUGAAUAUUUUGAUCGCUCCAAAAAUAUGCUGCACAAGGUAAAAGCAUUGCUGUUCCUAUCAGAGUCACAAUCUCAGCAAUGGUUGACAUGGUGUGCACAAGAAGGCAUCAAAUUGCCUCCCAUAUUAGAAGUGGUCCCACUUUCUGUGAAUGAUGAACUUGCCUUUGUAGCAGGAUUACAAACCGCCUUAAAUAGUCCAUUAUUUAGUACUGAAACAAUGUUGGAGAAAAGGAGAGCUCUGCGAGAAAAAGUCAGAAGUAGUAUGGGCUUGGAUUCUAAUGAUAUGCUUGUGAUGACUCUUAGUAGCAUCAAUCCAGGAAAAGGUCAGUUGAUACUACUCAAGGCAGCCUUGAUGAUAGCUGAUGAGAAUUUCAUCCCAAAGAUCAAUCCAGAGCAUGUAGGGGCAACAAAAGCUUCCCAGAAUGCUUUAGGAGGUGCAGAUACUAUUGUGAAGAGCAAAGGGAAUUUCAGGGUUUUGUCUGAGUUUUCUGACAUUAUCGAAGGAGGGGGAAGUCAUUCAAGCAAAUCCAUUGCAAUAGGAACAAGAAGGAAUCAAUCAACUGCAUCGAAUUCAACACUGUCCAAUCAUUUAGAUUCCUCUCAUACAAGAAUUCUUGACAGGGAGCAGUGGCAGGUCAGAAAACUCUCAUCCAAUUCUGAAAGAAAUGAGAAUCAAACACUUAAGCUGUUGAUUGGUUCUGUUGGAUCAAAGAGCAAUAAGGUUCUCUAUAUCAAGAGUAUGUUAGGAUUAAUAGCUCAUUAUAUCAAGCUGGCAAGCUUGAUGUUGUGGACUCCUGCAACAAUUCAUGUGGCACCAUUAUAUGCUGCAGCUGAUGUGUAUGUAAUAAAUGCACAGGGUAUUGGAGAGACAUUUGGAAGAGUGACUAUUGAAGCCAUGGCUUUUGGCCUUCCUGUUCUAGGCACAGAAGCAGGAGGAACAAAGGAGAUUGUUGAGGAAAAUAUUACUGGUCUUCUUCAUCCUGUUGGACAGAAAGGAGUGCAGAUCCUUUCCCAGAAUAUCCGUUUUCUUCUGGACAACCAAUCUGUAAGGGAGGAAAUGGGCCGUAAAGGGAGAGAGAAAGUAGAGAAAUUAUAUCUCAAGCAUCACAUGUAUGAUAGACUUGCUGAAAUUCUUCAAAAAUGUUUGAUAUAUACAUGAUCUUCCCUCUUAGUUUGUACCCGAAAAUCAAGAACUUCGUUGUCGAGGAUCGAAAAGCUUAUCUCAUGAGUUUCUGUUGAAGAUAAGUUCUGCUGCAAUAUCUAACCAAGACAGUUCUCAAGUUUUCUCUCUAGAAACUUUUGGUAAGUUUAUAAUUAUUACAGAUUGUGUUCCAUUUCAUUUUUUUUGGAAGAAUUUACUUGGGUUUUUUUUCAGAUAGCGCUUUGUAGCAGGAUUGAAAUAACCCUACAUUGCAAUCACUGCAAUUCCAGUUAUUUGCUUUGGGCGUGUCCAGGUGUAUGCCAUAAUUCUUCGAGCUAUCAUAAAUUUGAUCUCAAAUUAUGAAUUCUUGUUUUAAAUUUCUGGCAACAAGCACAGCAACUCUAAUUUUUUCUGAUGUUAUUGAUGUUGUAUGCGGUGCUUUCCAUCUUCCCUUUUAUUGCCUCAAGGGUUUAUACUGACUUUGAUGAAAGUAUCAAAUACCUGAUCGAAUUUUUCAUGGGACUUCAGGCCGACUUUAGAUUGUACAUUUAUAUUUUAAUUUUAUGUAAAUGCUCUAUAUCUCCUUUUGACUA
Molecule: messenger RNA, 3784 nt
Organism: Cryptomeria japonica (Japanese cedar)
Lineage: Eukaryota; Viridiplantae; Streptophyta; Pinopsida; Cupressales; Cupressaceae
Exons: 4
Coding region: 828-3209 (793 amino acids)
Molecular function (GO): glycosyltransferase activity
Source: RefSeq, a predicted model, not a curated record